UCUAGCAGAGCAGCAUCAACAUCUCGUUGUAAGUGUUUUUUUCUUUGCUUAGUUGUGCAGCAUAAAGUGCAUUUGACCGAGCAUAAUCAUAUCGAAAGUGCAUCACCAGUGCAGGAGAACCAAUUUCUCUCGGUUGGUGUAAUGAUUCUGGUCGCGUUUCGAGUGCAAUCUCGAUCCAAGCAAAUGUAUCGCCUGUGUUGCAGUAGCAGUUAGUGAGACAACCAACCAAACCUUGCGUAUCGAUUCCGAAAGCAAUGCCUACGUUCUCGACGCUGAUUGGACCGCUGCUGCUGGCCGGAACGAUUCUUUUCGGUGGGUCCACCGCCGGGGUCCGGGCAGAUGAUGGCGGUUCCGGUCCACCGCCGGUCCCCGUGGAAAAGCUAUCGUUUUGCGACGAAGAUGUCGCGAAAGGCCGAGACAUUAGCGAUAGACUACUCUACGUCACCACGUUGGACGGUCGUCUUUCCGCGUUGGACCUAAUAAACGGAGGUAGCCUGCUUUGGAGCGUAGAGACCGGCCCGGGUGCACUGUUAUCUUCCAGUAUCCACCGGCUGGAGCUGACCAACAACGGCAAAUGGGUCCGUAUGAUUCCUUCGCUCAGUGGUGGCCUGUACAAGUUCGACGGCGACACCGUCGAGCCGAUCCCGUUCAGUGCGGAAGAUCUGCUGAACUCGUCGUUCAAAUUUUCCGACGAUUUAGUCAUUUCCGGAGGGAAGGAGACUCGAUCGUACGGCGUUUCGACCCGCACCGGGCAUGUGAUUUAUGAAUGUACAAUGCGCGGGUGUCGUAAUGCAACGGAAAUUCUGGAGGAGAACGUGAAGAAUGGGCCCCCGAGGGAAGGGGCGGAAACGGUGCUGCAGCAUGAUCCGCUACAGGACGAUGUGGUGGUCAUUCGUAGGCAGACGCAGACGGUUCGGGCGGUUGAAUCGAGAACCGGAAGUGAGCGGUGGAAUUUCAGCAUCGGACAUCACGAGUUGGAGAUGUUGAAAAAUGAGGAUUGCAGAGGAGGUGAAGCUAAGGAUUCGCUGGAUGCGGCAAUUUUGGAUUUGGAACUGAAGGUUGUGAUUCCGGAGGGGGUGAUUUGUGCUGUCCGGAAGACGGAACCGGGCGUGAUUGUUUGGCAGUACAAGUUUGAGCAUCCGAUUGUGAGUGCCUGGAGGGCUGGCGACAAGAAUGACAUAAUGAGCGUGGACUUGUUCCGCGGGGCGGAUUGGGUGUGGAAUGCGAAUGGGCAGUCGAUGGGAGGUGAUGACGGCGGGGGAAGCAAUAAUGGGAUGAUCAAUCCUUCGCUGUAUUUGGGGAUGCAUCAGAAACAGCUGUACAUUCAGGAGUCGACGGCGCUGAUGGUACGGCAGACAUUGAAUGCGCAGACGGUUCUGUUGACGGAUGAGGGUAAAUUUCCGUCCAUCCCUUGGAAGCCGUACCCUGCCAGGCCUAAGGUUAUGGGUUAUUUGACGGAUGGAAGCGAGCAGGACCGAGAUGCGGAAGAUUCGCAGUAUGCAGAAUCGACGGCGAUUGCUCGGUCGGUUCUGUACCAGUCGAACUAUGUCAAUGGAGAUGGAUUCUUCUUGUUCACCCCGGAAGAUUUGGACCGGAAGGAUCACGAACUGUGUUCGAAUAGUUCCACGACUCCGGCCAUUACGGAUGGUGGUUUGCAGAAUGAAAGUUCCAUUUUUGAUUUUGCGAUGGAUCCGGAUGCUCCGGUUAAGGUGAUCAUCAUUUCGAUUUGGUUCUGGUGGAAGGAGAUUCUGGUAAUAUCGGCGACAACGGCUUUCCUACUGAAUGUGAUGUUGCGAUUCAAGAGCGAGAAGGAAGUAGUGGUGUUCGUGGAACGACAGAUAGAGGUUCCGGUGCCGAUGGCCGUCGAAGCGACGGAGGAAGAAUUUGCACCCCUCGAAGCGGCAGCUCGGAACACCGGCGUUCGAAGUUUGUCGGAAUCGAAUAGUGAGAAUUUCGUUUCACGCUUUCAGGAGGACUUUGAGCUGGUGCAGUGUCUUGGAAAAGGUGGCUUCGGUGUGGUGUUUGAGGUGAAGAAUAAGCUAGACGAUUGUCAUUACGCAAUCAAGCGGGUGGUAUUGCCUAAUAAGCAGGAAUCGAAAGAUCGUGUUAUGCGAGAGGUCAGAACGCUGGCUCAUUGUGAGCACAGUAACAUAGUUCGAUACUUUCAUGCUUGGACUGAGACGCCACCUCCCGGGUGGCAGGAGAGCCAGGACAAGAUCUGGAUUCAACGGAAUUGCCUAUCGACUUCGAUCGAUAUCGAAACUCCAACGGAGAUAUCUCCGCCGAAUUCUAAGAUCAUUUUCACCAGUGACAGCAUUUCGCAGUACAACCACCCGAAACAUUCCAGUGGACAACAGCCCUGGUUGACGAAGCUUCCUGAACCAAGCUUCUCGUUAUCCCACACCGGAGGGAUAGAUCGGUCCAACAGUUGCUCUUUCAUCCAGUUCCAAGCCGAUCCGGGCAAAUCGCUUCGCAGCGAUACCGAUGAUGAUUCCUUUCAAAUCGAGUUUAAACAUGAUCCUGCAGAUACCACCGAUGCCGGUGGUGAUUCAAUGGACAUAGUAUUCAGAGAACCCUCACAGAAUGAGGCUUCCAACGGUCAUCAUGUGAUUUCGAUUAGCGAAACACCACAAAAGUCAGCCAUUGGACCAGCGCGAAGGUUCCGCCAUCGGAGACCAGUUUCGCUGGAUUUGAACAGUACCGGUAGUGUUAUUCGGACGAUCUCAACCAAAACUCAUAUGACGGAUGGUAUCAAUACGAGCGCCAAUUACGCCGCGGCCAGUACCGUCAACAGCAAGAUUUAUCUUUAUAUCCAGAUGCAACUGUGCCAAAAACAGUCCCUAAAGGAGUGGCUAACCUUGAAUGAUCUGUCCGCCCGGCAGAACAAGAUCAUUCCCAUCUUCGAACAGAUCGUGGACGCCGUGGAGUACGUUCACCUGAAGGGCUUGAUUCAUAGGGACCUGAAACCUAGCAAUAUCUUCUUCUCGCUCGAUGGUCGCAUCAAAAUCGGCGAUUUUGGACUGGUGACGGACUCGAGUGACUUGCAGUAUGACAAAGACAACAAUCUACCUGCGAUGGACAUAAUAGGAGCGAAGGACCGACACACCCGACAGGUCGGGACUCAACUGUACAUGUCCCCGGAGCAGCAGAAAGGACUGCCCUACAACUACAAGGUGGACAUCUACUCGCUGGGGCUGAUCCUGUUCGAGCUGCUGCUAAGCUUCGACACCGAGAUGGAGCGGAUCUGCACGCUGAAGGACGUACGAAAGAACAAGUUCCCACCCAAGUUCGCAGAGAGUUAUCCGGAUGAGUAUCAACUCUUAAAGAUCAUGCUUUCGACCCAGCCGAGCAAGCGGCCAACCACCUACGGCAUCAAGGCCCGUCCUCCACUAAAGCAAUGCCCGUCGACGAGCAAAUCAACUUCACAGCUGCAGCUGCACUCAAUUGCGCCGAUAGCAGCGGUGGAAGCGGAGGGUUCCGGUGACCAUUUCAGGAAGCCACUGAUCAGCGGAUCAGAUUCGUCCGAUAACAGCGAGUGGCACUUUGAACUACCUCCCAGGCGGAAGGAUAGUCGAUCAAUUUCCAACAAUGGCAGUUCUGGUUCCGGAAGCAGCCAGAACCAGAUCUUCUUCUAGAUGCGUGCAGGAAGCUCGUGUAGUAGGAAAGUGUAUUAAACGGAGGGAGAUGAUUGAAUUGUUAAGUUAUUGUGAACAAAAAUAAUGAAUUAUUAUUUAAAACCUACAGUUCUAGCAUUAAGCCAACCUGUUCCUUUCAAGUAG
Molecule: messenger RNA, 3779 nt
Organism: Ochlerotatus camptorhynchus
Lineage: Eukaryota; Metazoa; Arthropoda; Insecta; Diptera; Culicidae
Product: eukaryotic translation initiation factor 2-alpha kinase-like
Exons: 3
Coding region: 255-3635 (1126 amino acids)
Biological process (GO): protein phosphorylation
Cellular component (GO): cytoplasm; nucleus
Molecular function (GO): ATP binding; eukaryotic translation initiation factor 2alpha kinase activity; protein binding
Source: RefSeq, a predicted model, not a curated record